GGGGGCAGGACCACACUUGACGAACAGGCCCACAGCCCACUGCGAGAGGACUGAGGCGGGCCGCCACGCCCACUCCCCGCCCACCAGCUCACGGAUAAGGCCGCGCGCGGGGCUGUGGGGCGCAGGCUGCUAGAGAAGGCGCACCUGCUGCAGGUGCUCCCGGCGGCCCCGGACCAGCGAGCGCGGGCACUGCGGCGGGGAGGAUGCUGAGCGAGCGGACCGUGCGGCUGCAGUACGGGAGCCGCGUGGAGGCGGUGUACGUGCUGGGCACCUACCUCUGGACCGACGUCUACAGCGCAGCCCCAGCCGGAGCCCAAACCUUCAGCCUGAAGCACUCGGAGCGCGUGCAGGUGGAGGUGGUGCGCGAUGGGGAAGCAGAGGAGGUGGCCACCAAUGGCAAGCAGCGCUGGCUUCUCUCGCCCAGCACGACCCUGCGGGUCACCAUGAACCAGGCGAGCACAGAGGCCAGCAGUGACAAGGUCACCGUCAACUACUAUGAUGAGGAAGGGAGCAUUCCCAUCGACCAGGCGGGGCUCUUCCUCACGGCCAUUGAGAUCUCCUUGGAUGUGGACGCAGACCGGGAUGGCGUGGUGGAGAAGAACAACCCAAUGAAGGCGUCCUGGACCUGGGGCCCCGAGGGUCAGGGAGCCAUCCUGCUGGUGAACUGUGACCGAGAGACACCCUGGUUGCCCAAAGAGGACUGCCGUGAUGAGAAGGUCUACAGCAAGGAAGAUCUCAAGGACAUGUCCCAGAUGAUCCUGCGGACCAAAGGCCCUGACCGCCUCCCCGCCGGAUACGAGAUGGUUCUGUACAUUUCCAUGUCGGACUCAGACAAAGUGGGCGUGUUCUACGUGGAGAACCCAUUCUUCGGCCAACGCUAUAUCCACAUCCUGGGCCGGCGGAAGCUCUACCAUGUGGUAAAGUACACGGGUGGCUCCGCGGAGCUGCUGUUCUUCGUGGAAGGCCUCUGCUUCCCUGACGAGGGCUUCUCAGGCCUGGUCUCCAUCCAUGUCAGCCUGCUGGAGUACAUGGCCCAGGACAUUCCCCUGACGCCCAUCUUCACAGACACCGUGAUAUUCCGGAUUGCUCCAUGGAUCAUGACACCCAACAUCCUGCCUCCCGUGUCGGUGUUUGUGUGCUGCAUGAAGGAUAAUUACCUCUUCCUGAAAGAGGUGAAGAACCUUGUGGAGAAAACCAACUGUGAGCUGAAGGUCUGCUUCCAGUACAUAAACCGAGGAGAUCGCUGGAUCCAGGAUGAAAUUGAAUUUGGCUACAUUGAGGCCCCCCACAAAGGCUUCCCUGUGGUGCUGGACUCCCCCCGAGAUGGAAACCUAAAGGAUUUCCCUGUGAAGCAGCUCCUGGGCCCAGAUUUUGGCUACGUGACCCGGGAGCCCCUCUUUGAGACUGUCACCAGCCUUGACUCAUUUGGAAACCUGGAGGUCAGUCCCCCAGUGACCGUGAACGGCAAGACAUACCCCCUCGGCCGCAUCCUCAUCGGGAGCAGCUUUCCUCUGUCUGGUGGUCGGAGGAUGACCAAGGUAGUGCGUGACUUCCUGAAGGCCCAGCAGGUGCAGGCACCCGUGGAACUCUACUCGGACUGGCUGACCGUGGGCCAUGUGGAUGAGUUCAUGACCUUUGUCCCCAUCCCCGGCACAAAGAAAUUCCUGCUGCUCAUGGCCAGCACUGCGGCCUGCUACAAGCUCUUCCGAGAGAAGCAGAAGGAUGGCCAUGGAGAGGCCAUCAUGUUCAAAGGCUUGGGUGGGAUGAGCAGCAAGCGAAUCACCAUCAACAAGAUCCUGUCCAACGAGAGCCUUGUGCAGGAGAACCUGUACUUCCAGCGCUGCCUGGACUGGAACCGUGACAUCCUCAAGAAGGAGCUGGGACUGACAGAACAGGACAUCAUUGACCUGCCCGCUCUGUUCAAAAUGGACGAGGACCACCGUGCCAGAGCCUUCUUCCCAAACAUGGUGAACAUGAUCGUGCUGGACAAGGACCUAGGCAUCCCCAAGCCGUUCGGGCCGCAGGUUGAGGAGGAGUGCUGCCUGGAGGUGCACGUGCGCGGCCUCCUGGAGCCCCUGGGCCUCGAGUGCACCUUCAUUGACGACAUUUCUGCCUACCACAAGUUCCUGGGGGAAGUCCACUGCGGCACCAACGUCCGCAGGAAGCCCUUCACCUUCAAGUGGUGGCACAUGGUGCCCUGACCUGCUGGGAUCCCUGGUGUUUGCCUCCUUCCCUGAGUUCUCCAGACCCCUCACGCACCCAGAGCCUUCUGCUGCCAUAGACUGGACAGCCCCGCUGGGAGACCUUUGGGAUGUGGAGUGGGAUUUGGGGUAUCUGUGCCUUGCCCUUCCUGAGAAGGGCCUCAGUGUCAUCUGAAGCCAUCCCCAGUGAGCCUCGACUCUGUCCCUGCUGAAAAUAGCUGGGCCAGUGUCUCUAGAGCCCCGACAUAGGAACAAAACAAAACACAGCAAACCAUAUGCCCAAACCGUUCCCCAAAGAAGUUUUAGUCUCCAGUCCAACACCACUGAAUGAGGGGAGAAGGGAAGGAGAUUCUGGGAUUGCCAGUUCUUCCAGCAGCCAUACUCUGAAAAUCAAGGUAGAACCCAGGGAAAGGGACCCCAGCAUCCCAGACGUAUCUUGAACUGCAGUCGUCAUUUGAAAUCCACCUCCCUCAGGGCUUCCAGGUGGCCACCCCCAAUUAUUCAUUCCUUACCAACCUCUCAAAUCCUCUUGGCUUCCUCUCUGCAGUGUGGACACUUUUGGCUAGCCCUCCCCACUCCCUGAGGGUCCAGUAAGUUAGUUUAGAACCUUCCUGGAAACAUUUCACCUGAGCAGGCUUCCCCACACGUGGGAUGCUCCUUUUGCCUUGUCUGUCUCAUGGAUGCAGGCUCCCCUAGAUGUAUGGGGUUGCUUCCCGGACCAGCAUACUUGUGGCAUGAGAGUUCAACAUGUAAAGAUGCCCCUGGUCAGCCACAUCCAUCUUCUCUUGCCCGGCCCUUGAAUCUCUGGCCAGUCCCUGACGUUCUUCCUCUCACUGCCUCGGCUUUCUUCCUUUUUAUUCCUGAUGCCAUCUGUCCAGGCAGCUAUGCAAGAACUUGUUCACCAGCAACCAGAUUCACGCCUUCCCCAGGGUAUCAUAAGUGACAUCAGAUCCAAUAUGUAAGGACGCUGGUCUACCCUCCAGCCCAACAGCCAUUUCUGGGUCAGCUGCCAGAUUAGGGAUGGUUUGAUUAUCUUAUUGAAAUUCACCAGUGCAUUUGCCAAAGACCCUCUCAUUUGGACAUACCCAGAUUCAUUCCCUGGCUUCAACUGAAAGACUCGGUUUCAAUCUUUAAAAGUACCUUUAGGGCCAGAAGAAUCAAUGAAUUAUAAUCCCGUGUGAAGAACCAAUUUACAACCAAUGAACAGGUUAUAAUGUAAUUUACAUUCUUGGAGGAACAAGAUUUUCAUUAGGGAUUAUUUCAUUCAACCACUCAACAAACAUUUGUUGUGUGCCCCUAAACAACAGGCAUGGUGUUGGGCUCUGCAAACACAGUGGUUAGUAGCAAUCUGGACCUGAUCCCUAUUGGCAUGGAACCCAUCAGUCCCUGACAUGCAAAGCCCGCAUUUAAAGGCCAGCCUCUGCCCCUUCAGUGAUGCUCUCUUUAGAAAUGCCAGUCCAGGAUGGGCGUGGCAGCUCACGCCUGUAAUCCAGCACUUUGGGAGGCUGAGGCGGGCAGAUCACGAGGUCAGGGGUUCAAGACCAGCCUGGCCAACAUGGUGAAACACUGUCUCUGCUAAAAAUACAAAAAUUAGCAGGGUGUGGUGGUGGGCGCCUGUAAUCCCAGCUACUUGGGAGGCUGAGGCAGGAGAAUCACUUUAACCUAGGAGGUGGAGGUUGCAGUGAACUGAUAUCGCACCACUGCACUCCAGCCUGCAACAGAAUGAGACUCCAUCUCAAAAAGAAAAAAAACAGAAAGAAAUGCCAGUUCACUAUAUUCAGAAAUCCACAGGGCACAAAACUUCCAGCAAGUCACUGUCUUGGUGAAAUGGGAGGUGGGGGAGUCUUCUUUAAACAGGCCCCCUUCCCAUCUAGCUGGGCAGUACCACCCAUCCAAUGAGUCCCCAGAGCCUCUAGAAGCUGUUGUCCCCUCUCUGGGGACAGACAGCAUCUCCUCCCUUUGGAGGCCAAAGCCCCAGAUCUCUCCAAUCCCAGAGCUGAAAACAUCAAGUGCCUUUUUGAGGGUGUCUAUCUGGAGACCUAGAGUUUGUCAUGUGUGUGUGUUUGGUUAAUGUGGGUUUAUGGGCUUUCUUUCAUUUUUUUUUUUUUCUAGUCUAUAUUAGAGGGAAGUGAGCACCUCCCAUGUGCAGACAGUGUGUCUUUAUAGAUUUUUCUAAGGCUUUCCCCAAUGAUGUCGGUAAUUUCUGAUGUUUCUGAAGCUCCCAGGACUCACACACCCAUUCCCAUCUCCCUUGCCCACCCAGUGUGACAGCCUUCCGUGUGGAUGUACCCCCGUGGACUCAUGGCUCUUCCCCACCCCACUUUCUAUAAAUGUAAGCCUAGAAUAUGCUUCUCUUGCAAAACUCAGCCAAGUUCCUGUUUCCAUCUUGAUGUUGAAAUAUCUUAUAUAAGAGGGCAGGGGAUGUUGUGAAGAUGGCAAGAAGAACAGUUUCAAAUUUCUGAAGAAGAGGCUGUGGUGGAGAUCUAAAGAUGUUUAGGGAAGAGCUCGACUAAAGAACAAUAAAAUAAAUGGUCCAAGGGGAAGUCA
Molecule: messenger RNA, 4748 nt
Organism: Callithrix jacchus (white-tufted-ear marmoset)
Lineage: Eukaryota; Metazoa; Chordata; Mammalia; Primates; Cebidae
Gene: PADI2
Product: peptidyl arginine deiminase 2
Biological process (GO): chromatin remodeling
Cellular component (GO): cytoplasm; nucleus
Molecular function (GO): histone arginine deiminase activity; calcium ion binding
Source: RefSeq, a predicted model, not a curated record